Molecule: messenger RNA, 1956 nt
Organism: Penicillium vulpinum
Lineage: Eukaryota; Fungi; Ascomycota; Eurotiomycetes; Eurotiales; Aspergillaceae
Product: H(+)-transporting V1 sector ATPase subunit A
Exons: 5
Coding region: 1-1956 (651 amino acids)
Biological process (GO): proton transmembrane transport; ATP metabolic process
Cellular component (GO): fungal-type vacuole membrane; proton-transporting V-type ATPase, V1 domain
Molecular function (GO): ATP binding; proton-transporting ATPase activity, rotational mechanism; ATP hydrolysis activity
Source: RefSeq, a predicted model, not a curated record
AUGCUAGGCUUGGGACGACCUCAAUUGAAAGCGCGGCCAUCGUUGUUGGAUCUGAUAACCACAAAGCAUACGUUGACACAGCCAUCACCGCCCGCCGAGCUGCCACCGCUUCCAGACUCGCCCUCCUCAACUACCUUCACCCACUCUGUGUCCCCCCAUUCCACACAGGCUUCUUUCAUUAUGACUUCGGACGAUUCUGAGAACAAUGGCUCGAUCUUUUCGGUCUCCGGCCCUGUCGUCGUGGCCGAAAACAUGAUCGGUUGUGCCAUGUACGAGUUGUGUCGUGUCGGUCAUGACAACCUUGUCGGUGAGGUCAUUCGCAUUGAGCAAGACAAGGCCACGAUUCAGGUCUACGAGGAAACAGCCGGUUUGACUGUCGGAGACCCGGUAACGAGGACAGGAAAGCCACUUUCAGUCGAGCUUGGGCCCGGUCUGAUGGAGACGAUCUACGACGGUAUUCAGCGACCCCUCAAAGCCAUCGCCGACCAAUCGAAGAGUAUCUACAUUCCCCGUGGUAUUUCGGUGAAUGCCUUGGACCGCGAGCGAAAGUGGGAAUACAAGCCUACUAACUUCAAGGUCGGCGAUCACAUCACUGGUGGUGACAUCUGGGGUUCUGUGUUCGAGAACAGUCUGGUGAACGACCACAAGAUCCUGCUGCCUCCCCGCGCACGGGGCUACACCGUCGAGGAGAAGCUCCUCGAGGUGGAGUUCGAUGGUAAGAAGUCCGAGUUUGGUAUGAUGCAGACCUGGCCCGUCCGUGUUCCCCGCCCAGUUAGCGACAGGCUGGCCGCCGAUGCGCCCUUCAUCGUCGGCCAGAGAGUGUUGGAUGCUCUCUUCCCUAGUGUUCAGGGUGGUACUGUCUGUAUUCCUGGUGCUUUCGGAUGUGGAAAGACUGUUAUUUCCCAGAGUGUGUCCAAGUUCUCUAACAGUGAUAUCAUUGUCUACGUUGGCUGCGGUGAGCGUGGUAACGAGAUGGCCGAAGUCUUGAUGGAUUUCCCCGAACUCUCUAUUACUGUCGAUGGCCGCAAGGAGCCUAUCAUGAAGCGUACCUGUCUGAUCGCCAACACCUCCAACAUGCCUGUCGCCGCCCGUGAGGCCUCUAUUUAUACCGGUAUCACUAUCGCCGAAUACUUCCGUGAUCAGGGCAAGAACGUGGCUAUGAUGGCAGACUCCAGUUCCCGUUGGGCUGAGGCUCUGCGUGAGAUCUCGGGUCGUCUGGGUGAGAUGCCUGCUGAUCAGGGUUUCCCCGCGUAUUUGGGAGCCAAGCUGGCCUCCUUCUACGAGCGUGCUGGCAAGAGCAGUGCCCUGGGUAGCCCCGAGCGUGUGGGCAGUGUCAGCAUUGUCGGUGCCGUCAGCCCGCCCGGUGGUGAUUUCUCCGAUCCCGUCACUAGCAGUACCCUGGGUAUUGUCCAGGUGUUCUGGGGUCUCGAUAAGAAGCUGGCGCAGCGCAAGCACUUCCCUUCAGUCAACACUUCCAUCUCCUACAGCAAGUACAACGCAGUUUUGGAUAAGUACUACGAGAAGGACCACCCCGAAUUCCCUCGUCUACGCGACCAGAUUCGUGAGCUUUUGGCCAAGUCUGAGGAACUGGACCAGGUCGUUCAACUGGUCGGUAAGGCGGCGCUGGGUGACUCGGAUAAGAUCACGCUGGACGUGGCCAGCUUGCUCAAGGAUGACUUCCUCCAACAGAACGGAUACAGUGACUACGAUCAAUUCUGCCCCUUGUGGAAGACAGAGUACAUGAUGAAGGCGUUUAUGGGCUACCACAACGAGGCUCAAAAGGCCGUUGCUCAGGGUCAGAACUGGAACAAGGUCCGUGAGGCUACUGCUGAUCUCCAGAGUGCUCUGCGAAACAUGAAGUUCGAGAUUCCGGAAGAUGAGGCAGAGAUCUCGGCCAAGUACGAGAAGAUCCUCCAGUCUAUGACUGAGCGAUUUGCCUCAGUUUCGGAUGAGUGA